AUGAGUAGUCCUAAGCGGAGAAUUGAGACGGAUGUUAUGAAGUUGAUGAGUGACUAUGAGGUAACCCUAGUCAAUGACAAUAGUGGGCAAGAGUUCUAUGUGCGGUUUAAGGGCCCUGAAGAGACACCUUUCGCGGGGGGGCAUUGGAAAAUCCACGUCGAACUGCCAGAUCAAUACCCUUAUAAGAGUCCAAGUAUUGGCUUUGUGAACAGAAUUUUCCACCCCAACAUCGAUGAAUUAUCAGGAUCUGUUUGCUUAGACGUCAUCAACCAAACAUGGUCUCCUAUGUACGACAUGAUCAACAUUUUUGAAGUCUUCUUGCCCCAAUUACUUCGAUAUCCUAACCCCUCGGACCCGCUUAAUGGCGAGGCUGCUGCAAUGCUUAUGCGAGAACCGAAGAGCUACGAGGCAAAAGUGAAGGAGUAUGUAGCUAAAUAUGCGAGCAAAGAUGCCGUAGAUGAUGCCGGCGAAGACACCGAGUCCGAAGACGAACUCAGUUCUGCCGGUAGCUAUGAAUCUGACGGGGAAGAGCCAGCGGGCACGAUGGACGAUGUCUAA
Molecule: messenger RNA, 558 nt
Organism: Aspergillus ochraceoroseus IBT 24754
Lineage: Eukaryota; Fungi; Ascomycota; Eurotiomycetes; Eurotiales; Aspergillaceae
Product: E2 ubiquitin-conjugating protein UBC8
Exons: 7
Coding region: 1-558 (185 amino acids)
Biological process (GO): ubiquitin-dependent protein catabolic process; protein polyubiquitination
Cellular component (GO): nucleus
Molecular function (GO): ubiquitin conjugating enzyme activity
Source: RefSeq, a predicted model, not a curated record